This is a messenger RNA of Microbotryum saponariae, 425 nucleotides long. Lineage: Eukaryota; Fungi; Basidiomycota; Microbotryomycetes; Microbotryales; Microbotryaceae. The record is from the annotation of a GenBank genome assembly.
AUGUUCUUUGUGUUCUCUGUUCUCUGUUUCUGAAACGCACGGUUUUCUUAGUGCGCAUGCUUCGUGCACCAUGUAUUUUAUCUAUUACCAGUGGGAACCCUUUGAAUUAACGGGAUGAUGAAAAUCAAAUAGCAGGAGACGUGGAUUGAGCAGUGGUAAAAGAACACAAUACGAAGUACAGUAUAGUAAAGAAACGAUCAACCGUUUAUCGCCGAAACAGCCGCCCGUUGCUUGCCGCCCAAAACGUCGUCGCAGAGUCGGUCCAACUUGGCUUCAAACACUCGUACGAUGAUAUCCGGACGGUUGCGUGCUUCGUCGUUCGGCCCCAGUGCAGCCUUGAGAUCCGGCCGUUCGGGGUUGGACGUCACCGUGAUGAACAUCGAAGGUUUCCAUAUCUGACGACGCACGCUACCGCAUCUUGGUAA